This is a messenger RNA of Homarus americanus (American lobster), 5556 nucleotides long. It is a transcript of the gene tst, whose product is annotated as origin recognition complex subunit 5-like. Lineage: Eukaryota; Metazoa; Arthropoda; Malacostraca; Decapoda; Nephropidae. Gene Ontology annotation, cellular component: nuclear origin of replication recognition complex; Ski complex; nucleus. Gene Ontology annotation, molecular function: DNA replication origin binding; RNA binding; ATP binding. The record is from RefSeq and is a predicted model, not a curated record. Gene Ontology annotation, biological process: DNA replication initiation; nuclear-transcribed mRNA catabolic process, 3'-5' exonucleolytic nonsense-mediated decay; DNA replication. The transcript has 2 exons. Bases 225 to 3863 code for a protein of 1212 amino acids.
AGAUGUUGAUUAUCAUAUUGUAGUAGUAUGAAUGUUAUUUUCAGGGAUUUAAGGUUGUGGUUAGGUUUAAAUGGUGUUUUAUGUGUGGUAGUGUUGAGGGUGUGUGUCAGCUGUGUACUGGACGGUCUCGCCCUCCACCAUAGAUAUAUUUUUCGUCUUUAUUCACGUUUUUUGGACCACUUACAUAUACUACAUCAAACUGAAAACAGAAGUUUUAGGGCACCAUGGAUUGCCUGGAGAGGCUCCUGGGCAAGCUGCCUCCAGUCCUGCCGAGCCUUAAAGAUCAGAUCGAAGAAUAUCUCCUGACUCCUGAGGAACUACCCAUCCACGACCCCAUUUUUUCCCGUCGGUGGUUUCCCAGGAAACCGGAUCCCACUCGCCUGUAUGAUAUUUCUCUGUUACCCCCAAGUACAUGUCUUGAGGUAGAGCGCGACCCUGCUACUGGUGAGAUCACGGGACUGCGUGAAGUGCCAAACAAAGAUGCUGGAGCCACGGCUAAAAACUCGCUGUCCAUGAGGCGCGCCCCUGGACCUCCGGAGGAGACUGUCAGGGGAUCCUCUACUAACUUCCCAUUCUGGCCAGGAGGAUUCCCAGAACCAGUUCUGGAUAAAGAAUCAGUUGAGGCAGAGUUUCAGUUAGAUAGUAAUAAUUAUCUCUCACACCACCCAAAACUCUCCCGAGGAAUGAUCUUUGAGGUACCAAAACAGCUGCCCGAGAAAGAGGAGAAGCCGACAGAGAAGGCACCUGAGCUAGUUGUGAGUAUAACGGACAUGCUGCAGGUGGAUGAGAGUGUACUCAAGAUCUUUGAUGAGAAGGAGGAAAAGGUAGUAAAGAAAGAACUUAUAUUAACUUUUGAAAACUUGAAUGAAGAAGAUACUUCACUUGUUAAAAAUUUCAACAUAGAACCUCCUCCGAAAAAAGAUGAAUUUGUAUUGAAUAUCAGUGACGCCUCGAGGUCUUCAACUAUAGUGGUGAAGAAUACAGAGUGGGCCGAAAAUAUUGACGUUAAUGAACCAGUUGACGACUUUAACUCGCAAGUUCCUAAUCCUGCUUGUAAGUAUCCAUUUGAACUGGACACUUUUCAGAAGCAAGCAAUCCUACAUUUGGAAAAACACGACUGUGUAUUUGUUGCUGCACACACUUCAGCCGGCAAGACGGUGGUGGCAGAAUAUGCCAUUGCGUUAACUUUAAAGCACAUGACAAGAGCAGCUUAUACCUCUCCCAUUAAAGCUCUUUCAAAUCAGAAGUAUCGAGACUUCAAAGUAAAGUUUGAUGAUGUGGGCCUCUUGACUGGCGACAUUCAGAUCAACCCAAAAGCUUCCUGUUUAAUCAUGACAACUGAAAUUUUGCAAUCUAUGCUUUACAAUGGUAGCGAUCUUAUAAGAGAUUUAGAAUGGGUAAUCUUCGACGAGGUUCACUAUAUCAAUAAUGCUGAAAGAGGACAUGUUUGGGAGGAGGUGCUCAUCAUGCUCCCCAGUACUGUGAAUAUUGUGUUGUUGUCUGCCACUGUGCCCAACACAAUUGAAUUUGCAGAUUGGAUUGGCAGGAUUAAGAAGAGAAAAAUAUACGUCAUUAGUACCAGCAAGCGUCCCGUACCUUUAGAACACUUCUUGUACACCGGCACGGGAGGUAAGAGCAAAGACGAACGCUUUUUGCUGGUAGACGCUAAUGGUAGGUUUAUCAACAAGGGUUACAAUGAUGCCGUGGCUGCAAAGAACGAAAAGAAGAAAGGCCACACGCUGCAGGGACCAAAGCAGGGCCGGCAACACAUGGGAGAGAAGCAAGAGAAAAAUAUGUGGAUUGGUCUCAUUGAUCACUUAAGUAAGAGAGACUUGCUGCCGAUCGUAGCAUUCACUCUGUCUAAAAAGCGGUGUGAUAGUAAUGCUACUCAGCUGAUGAGCCAAGACUUGACGACAAAAAGGGAAAAGGGAGAGAUCUUUUCAUUUAUUAAAAAGUGCACAGACAGACUUCAGGGGACAGAUAAAGAGCUGCCUCAGGUGAUUUACAUGAGAAGUUUACUACAAAAAGGUAUUGGCAUUCACCAUAGUGGUAUUCUUCCCAUCCUUAAGGAGGUUGUAGAAAUGCUGUUUGCCAAAGGCCUUGUAAAGCUUCUGUUUGCGACAGAAACCUUUGCAAUGGGUGUAAACAUGCCUGCAAGAUGUGUGAUAUUUGAUUCCAUCAGAAAACACGAUGGAAAAGCAUUUCGGGACUUGGUACCCAGCGAGUACAUCCAGAUGGCAGGGCGUGCUGGUCGCAGAGGCUUGGACUCGACUGGAACAGUCAUCAUUCUUUGUAAGAACGAAGUACCAGAGUUGUCUGAACUUCACCAUAUGAUGUUAGGGAAGCCUACAAAAUUGGAGUCACAGUUCAAGUUGACAUAUUCUAUGAUCCUGAACAUUUUGCGUGUUGAGAGCAUCAGCGUGGAGGACAUGAUGAAGAGGUCUUUCUCUGAGGUUCUGAAGAUGGCUAAUGAGAGUAAGUAUGAAGCAGAACUAAAACAAGCAGAAGAGAGACUCGGUAAAGAGCCAGAAUUUGAAUGUAUGAUGUGUAAAGACAUAGAAAAAUAUUAUGCUUGUGCUAAGGAGUAUGAAAGGCAGCGCAGGUAUGUCUAUGAAAACGUGCUUGGGUUUCCCGGUGUCAUGAAGACGAUGACUCCAGGGAGGAUUGUCAUCAUAUGCUUUAACCAGUAUCAAUUUCGCCUGGCAUGUUUGCUGAAAAUUGAUGUGAAAGAUAGAAAUAAGCUGACUGUGCUUAUCCUAAAAGAUGGAAAAGAAUCCAGUUCCUUGACAAAAGAACAACUUAGGUUAAAGGAAGCCGUUGCAGCUAGUCAGGUAGAUUUUGAUAUAUUGGAAAACACGUCAGAACACGCAUCAUUGGAAAUGACUCCUCAGCAUUUAGCAGCUAUCACAAACAAAGUGAUCAAAGUGAAUGGAGAGAAAGUAAUUGACAACAUCAAAAAACGACAAAUCCCACGAUUUAGAGAUGAUCCACCUUCACCGUCUGUUAUGGGCGUGAUUAAUGAAUUGCAGCGUCUGAAUGAGUCUGGUGGAGAGAAUCUGUCCUAUCUCGACUUGGUAAAUGACUGUGGAGUUAGGGACUUGGCAGCUGUCACUGAAAUUGAUAUCCUUAAAAAUCUAAAACUAAGAGUUAUGGAACAGUCUUGUCUAGAGUGCACACAGUUCAGAGAGCACUUUGGUAUUACCUUCGUAAAGUUGAGCCUUCAAGAGGAAAUUGGUCGUCUCAAGUUCCUCAUGUCAGAAGAGGCACUACAGCUCCACCCUGAGUACCAGAUGAGAAUCCAAGUGCUCAAAAAGCUUGGAUACAUUGAAAAUAACAAUACAGUAACACUUAAAGGUCGAGUGGCCUGUGAGAUGGGUAACCAUGAACUGAUGGUGACUGAACUUGUCCUUGAAAAUGUGUUUGCUGACAGUCCAGUUGAAAUAAUUGCUGCACUGUUGUCCAGUAUGGUCUUCCAACAAAAGCAUUGUAGUGAUCCAAAUCUGACACCAGAACUACAAAAGGGAAUAAAACAGUUCCAGAGUGUGGCCAGUCAUAUUGGAGAGGUACAGAAGGCGUGUGGCCUGCCAGAGGCUGUUGGUGAUUUUGUAGAGCAGUUCAAUUUUGGCCUGACAGAAGUAGUGUACGAGUGGGCUCAUGGGAUGCCAUUUAAUAAGAUAAUGGAGUUGACAGACGUGCAGGAAGGAAUCACCGUGAAGUGCAUCCAGCGGUUAGACGAGACAUUUAAGGAUGUCAAGAAUGCCGCCCACCUCAUUGGUGAUCCGAACCUUCGGGAAAAGAUGGAGGCUGCCUCCACAGCUAUCAAGAGGGACAUUGUAUUUACGCCCAGCUUGUACACUCAGUAACAAGUGAGUGCUCUUAACUGCUUUCAGACUUAUGAGCUUGCUAUAAAACCAUUUCUGUGCACAAGAGAAUUCUCAUUUUUAUAGCCUCCUGUGCCAUGUAAGACUUGUAAAAUUGUAAAAAAAAAAUCGUGCCAGAACCAAAGAAUCGUGGAAAUUAAUGGUAAAUAGCAUUAUUUAACCGGUGAUAAGUGAUGGUCAGUGUAAUAUAUCCAGCAUCAGAGCAGUUAUGUAUACUGGACUAUAUGAUCAUAAUCAACAUUAUUAUUUAUUCAUGACACGAUGUUCUUGCUACCGGUGACGCCUACAUUACAUCAGCCUUGUUAUGUUUGGGCGUACUUCACUAUGACAUGUAUUCAAGUACUGUACUGUAUACUUUCCUAUAUCUAUGCACUGUAUAGUUUUACCUGUCAUGCUAUAUACAUCAACUUCAGACACAGGUUAAUGGCCCCUUUAAACCUUCAGCCAGCAAAUCUCCAAAUAUUUACUUAUAUAUAUAUAUAUAUACUGUAUAUAUAUAUAUAUAUAUAUAUAUAUGCUAACUUUUUAUGUGCUUUUUUUUUCCAAUUUGAGACUUUGUUUAGUUAAGUAUAGUUCUGUCAUAUGCAAGGCUUUUAAAAAUGACAGCCCUUAAUUUUAUCUCCCAGUAUACGUAGUUUCUUACAUGGGGUCAAGUAUAAGGUCUUGGUCCCUAGACUUAAUGAAUGCUGUACUGUACCUCUGAUGUGAAAUCUUCUGAAAUCUCUACAAGUACUGUACAUAGUAAAGCAACAUUUCUGUAUUAAAACAUAACCAAACUUUGACAUAACAUGGAAAUAUUUGAUGAAAUUUCGCAGCCGAAAAGAGUCGGCCAAGUCCGGUGUAUUGACAUGAUAUGACAUGAUAAAUGAUUGGCACAGUGUAUCGCAUGACAACCCUUUUGUCUCUUAGGUUGAAAGUCCCGAACAUUACCAACUGAGCAAUGGUGCCCCCUAGAGACCUGCCAUAUGUAUCAUUAUUUCCCCACACCUGGCAAAGGGGAAAAAAUAUUAUCGGUUUUCAGUAAAUAAAAACUUUAAUACUGACAAGAUAUAGGUUAGGAAUUUGCCUGCAACCAUUGAUAUCUCUUUGACCGAUGCUUCUCACAAGAAACCCUUGCCGUAGUUUUUACGUUUUGCUAUUUUCAUUAAUUAAAACGACUAAAACAGGGAUAUAAUUGCUCAAAUUAAAUUUUAAGCUUUGGAAACUAAUACAAUAUCCCUCUUGUGGUGAGGAAGUUCAUCCUUGUUGAACAAGACACUUACAUACAUGGACAGGGAUGGUUGAUUACACUACCUGAUGGUGUCAAAUAAGAUUGGUAGUGUUUUCUCUUCUCCGGCCAGGCCCACACCAUCACAGGACAGGGCUGGGAAGGCUUUAAAAAAUUAUUAUAAGUAAAGGCGAUGUUUAACAAUGGACAUUAUUGUUUAUGAAAGUGCAAUAAAGAAAAUCUGAUGGUAUUGAGUAUAAUAUUGACUAAGGAGCUGUAUAGUUUUUAAUACUAUAAGGAUAGAAAAUUAUGUCAUAGAGGAAGGUGCUGCAUUGAGGUAUUUGUUUAAUUUCUUCCUCAAUUAUUACAGUGAGAAAGACUUAGACUGUAUAAAAUUUGUGGAUUUGCAUUAAUCAUGACAUUAUGAUUUUCACAUGUACUUUAUUUUCAAUAUACCAUUUUCAUGAA